Molecule: messenger RNA, 1838 nt
Organism: Brassica oleracea var. oleracea
Lineage: Eukaryota; Viridiplantae; Streptophyta; Magnoliopsida; Brassicales; Brassicaceae
Product: sorting nexin 2B
Exons: 5
Coding region: 1-1626 (541 amino acids)
Molecular function (GO): phosphatidylinositol binding
Source: RefSeq, a predicted model, not a curated record
AUGAUGGGCUCAGAGAACGACGACGAGGCCCAUCUCCACGCCUCCACGGAGGAUAUGGAGAAUCUCUUCCUCCGCGACGGCGAUAAAUCAAACUCCGACCCGCUCUCUCCACAUCCGAUCACCGUCGCUACUCCGGCCGACUCCGAUCCACUCUCCGCUACGCCUCAAUCGAAACCAAACGGCGGCGACAGCAGGUCCUACAUCGAGCCUCCCUCUUACGCCGACGUCAUCUUCAGCCCUUUCGACGACAACUCCGAGAUCAACGGCUCAGACGAUACUCACUCCUCAGACUACUCCCUCUCCCGAUCUCCCUCCUCUUCCGCCUCCUCCGAUUACAUCAAAAUCACCGUCUCCAGCCCUCAGAAAGAGCAAGAAACUUCAACCUCCAUGCUCUCCGGAGGAGGUACUUACAUCACCUACCUGAUCGCAACCCGAACCAACCUCCCCGACUACGGCGGAGGAUCCGAGUUCAGCGUGCGGAGACGGUUCAGAGACGUUGUGACUUUGGCCGAUAGGUUAGCCGAGUCCUACAGAGGGUUCUGCAUCCCUCCGAGGCCUGACAAGAGCGUGGUGGAGAGCCAAGUGAUGCAGAAGCAAGAGUUCGUUGAGCAGAGGCGAGUCGCCUUGGAGAAGUACUUGCGGAGGCUCGCCGCGCAUCCUGUGAUUAGGAGUAGCGAUGAGGUUAAAGUGUUUCUUCGAGUGGAAGGGAAGUUACCGCUGCAGGCGAGCGCUGACGUGGCGUCUAGGAUGCUGGAUGGGGCUGUGAAGCUGCCGAGACAGUUGUUUGGGGAAGGAGGAGGAGGAGGAGGAGUUGAGCCGGCGAGAGGGGGUAGAGAUUUGCUGAGGUUGUUCAAAGAGCUUAGACAGUCUGUUUCUAAUGACUGGGGUGGGUCUAAACCAGCCGUUGUGGAGGAAGAUAGAGACUUUGUGGAGAAGAAGGAGAAGAUGCAUGAUCUUGAGCAGCAGAUCAUUAAUGCUUCACAGCAGGCUGAGACACUUGUGAAGGCACAGCAAGAGAUGGGGGAGACUAUGGGAGAGCUGGGAUUAGCAUUCAUUAAGCUGACCAAAUUCGAGAACGAAGAAGCUGUCUUCAAUUCUCAAAGAGCUCGUGCUAAUGAUAUGAAGAAUUUAGCUACUGCGGCUGUGAAAGCAAGCAGGUUUUACAGAGAGUUGAAUUCUCAGACUGUCAAGCAUUUGGACACGCUCCACGAUUACCUUGGCCUAAUGAUGGCGGUCCAGGGCGCGUUUGCGGAUAGAUCUAGUGCCUUACUGACAGUGCAGACGCUUUUAUCUGAGCUUUCUUCACUGGAAGGGAGAGCAGAGAAGCUAGAAGCUGCGUCGUCAAAGGUAUUUGGCGGUGACAAAUCAAGGAUUAAGAAGAUAGAAGAGAUAAAAGAAACAAUCAGGAACACCGAGAACGCCAAGAAUGUAGCAAUCAAGGAGUACGAGCGGAUCAAGGAAAAUAACUGGAGCGAGGUUGAAAGGCUAGACAGAGAAAGGCGUGCAGACUUCUUGAGUAUGAUGAAGGGGUUUGUUGUUAGCCAGGUUGGAUAUGCAGAGAAGAUCGCCAGUGUGUGGACAAAGGCUGCAGAGGAGACUAGUCAAUACGAUAGAGAGAGCUCUUAACACGGAGCAGCCUUAUUCUUCAUUCAUGGUUUUGAGCUUUAAGACCAAUUUUUACUUUGCUUUCGUAGAGUUACACUUGUCGUUUCGAUUGUGUAUAUGUUUAUCUGAAUUGGGUGUUAAAAAAAGUCGAGCAACAAACAAAUAAUCUGAUAAGGAACCAUAUAGAAGCUACACUGUACCGCUUUGCCGAUAUAAGAGAAAUGAUCUGAUAA